Messenger RNA from Schizophyllum commune H4-8, 3387 nucleotides. RefSeq lists its product as uncharacterized. NCBI's taxonomy places the organism in Eukaryota, Fungi, Basidiomycota, Agaricomycetes, Agaricales, Schizophyllaceae. The coding region runs from base 129 to 3155 and encodes 1008 amino acids. Gene Ontology annotation, molecular function: phosphatidylethanolamine N-methyltransferase activity. Gene Ontology annotation, biological process: phosphatidylcholine biosynthetic process. The transcript is spliced from 14 exons. The record is from RefSeq and is a predicted model, not a curated record.
CCCGACAUAAAAUCCGGAACACGCCUUGCACACGACGGCAGUCCGUGCACGUAUUUUAUCCAGCCCUCCAGCCGUAUUCCUCCACCGACCGCCAUCUUCUCCGCUUUUUCUUGGUCAAAAAGCGCGACAUGAGCGCGAAAUCGGCGAGCGGGCAGAGCGCCCUGCGGCAUAGGCGCCCGGCGAAGGAGCCAUCUGACGAGCCCGCGUCCGCGGCGGUCAAAAAGUCGGAGGAUGUGGUAUGGGGCAAGACCCCGAGUGGCGAAGUCUUCCGCGUCCCGACCACGCACGACGUGCUCACCGCGUUGUUCCAUCCGGCUUACCCCAAAAGUCACCUGGAUAUCCUCAAUCUCGCCCUCCUCGGCUCGCAGAUCGUCCUCUUCCUCUGCCUGCCCCGGCACGCGUCCCAGCUCUUCUUCCUCGUCUACUUCGCGUUCUGGCGCACCGCGUACGAUGCGGGCCUCGGCUGGGUCCUCACGAAGCAGAGUAAGAAGAAGUGGAUCGUGCGCGAGGUGCAGCGCCGCGGCUGGCUGGACGAAAAGAGGCGCCCGGAGGUUCGCAACUGGAUCCGUCAACAACUGGCUGGCAAGAUGGGGAAAGAUUACUCCUUCGAUGAACUCCCUUUGGAGUACAAUACCUGGUUGCUCUUCCGCCAGCUCGUCGAUGUAAUCCUGCUCAAUGACUUCGUGGCCUACUGCAUGUUCGCGUUCUCCUGCUUCCGCGUUCCGGAAGGUCUCCCCGUCCUUGUGCAUGUCAUGAGGUGGGUAGCUGGGAUAGCCCUCAUCGCGUUUAACCUCUGGGUUAAGACAGAAGCACAUGAUGUCGUGAAGGACUAUGGCUGGUACUGGGGCGAUGUCUUCUUCCAGCGCGGCAACCUGGUGUUCGACGGCGUCUUCGAGCUCGCCCCGCACCCCAUGUACUCCGUCGGCUACGCUGGCUACUACGGCCUGUCACUCAUUGUCGGGAGCUAUGCGGUUCUCUUCGUCAGUCUCGCUGCCCACGCCGCCCAGUUUGGCUUCCUGGUCUUUUUCGAGAACCCUCACAUUGAGCGCGCCUACGGCCAGCGCAAGCCCAUUGCCAAGCGCGCGCCCAUCCAGGAGCGCACCAAAGCCUUUUCGCCGGCCUCUGCCCGCGCCUCUUCAGACGCCGCGCACCUCAGCGAGCUCUCCGACAUAGAGCUCACCACGCCCUCUGCGACCGAAGGCGAAACCGCGACGGAAACCGAGCUCGAUACGGAGACCGAGGACAGCGAGGUGCGCGCGCCGAUCGGUAGCCGUAGCCCAUCGCUCGGCAGUCGUGGCUCGCCCACCGGCAACCGCCAGUCGUACCGCAAGCACCAGGCGCACCCCUCGACGGCGAGCUCGGCGAGUGGGUCGGAGCGCGGGGCGCCGAUUAGGAAGAAGCCACUAUCGGAGCACGACCUGUUGACGACGUACUUCCGCCGAGACACGAUUGUGCUGAAGAACUUGGAUCUGUUCAGAGCGACCGACCUGAUGUUCGCCCUCAUGGCAGGCUACGGUCUCUUCUUCGCCUUCGCGCCGACUAUGUCGCAAGAGACCAUCCUCGCCAUGCACUUCAUGCACGGCCUCGCCUGGGUCAUCUUCCACUGCUUCGGCAUCGGCGCGGUAUUGCGCGCGCAGAGCGAGAGCAAGUUCCUCGUCCGGCACUACCUGAAGUACUACCACUACAUCGCGCACAAUGCGACGCGCGGGGCGACUAUCGAGGCCUUCGCGAACUUCAAGGCGAUCUUCAACAUGAGCAUCUGCAUGACCUACAUCUCGCUCAUCGGCCUCGUCUGGAAGACCUACCACAUCCCGAACGAGUGGACCGUUGGCCACGAACUUCUGCGCCACACUCUCGGUGCUCUCCUCAUCGGCCUGCAUGGCUGGGCCAGCCGGGAGUCCUACGAAGUCCUCGGCGUGUUCGGCUGGUUCUUCGGUGACUUCUUCAUGGACGCGUUCCCUGGGCACCUCGAGUACACCGGCAUCUACCGCUACCUCAACGACCCCGAAGUCAUCGGCGGUGCGAGUUGGUUCGGCUUUGCGCUCAUCAGUGGGAGCAAACUCGUCCUUACGCUCGCUGUGAUUCGUCACUUGGGUCAUUGGUGGUUUUUGCUUGCUGUUGAGAAGCCGCACAUGCGCAAGCUUUACGGCGAGUCCAUUCGCCGCGACGCUGGCUUCGUCAAGGUACUCAAGAGCGUUGCGAGCAAGAACGCGCGCAUGCUUGAGUCAAGGGCUGGCAAGCACGGCCCCGAGAUCCGCCGCGUCGCAACGGAGGUUAAGGGUACACUCGACAAGGUGUACGAGGAGACGGCGGACGCGGUGCAGGACUUCUUGACCAAGUCCCGCCCGCAGUUUGAUCGUGUCGUCGAGGACACGAAGGUGCUCCUGCAGCAAUCGCGCGAGCGUCUAGUCAUCACGCGCGUCGCGAACGACUUGGACUCGUACGAGGCGAACAAGUAUCAGAUCUCGAUCCUCCCGAGCGGGAUCGACAAGUCGAUGCGCUUCCAUGUCGGCGAGCCUGUGACCGUCAAGUGGCAGGCGCCGCGCAAGCACUCGCGUCGGGACUGGAUUGGUAUCUACAGGGUCGGCGCCAACAAGUCGAAUCUAGUGACGAAGGUUUCCUCACUGGGCAUGUGGGUGCCCGUGCACGAUGACGAGUGGGAGGGUGACAUUCCGCUCAACCCUGACCGGCCCAUCACGCCCGACCGCGAGUCCGACAGUGGCACGGUUACCUUCAAGGGCGGCGCGCUGCCCUGGACAACGGGCAAGUACGAGGUCCGGUACCACCACGACGGCAAGUACAACGUGAUGAGCAUCGAUGGGCCGUUCGAAGUCUACCUCACCAAGCCCGAGGAGCUGACCUUCGACUCUGUUCGCGAGACCCUUAUGCGCGUCGUCCCGCUCUGUCUAGACUCCGACCCGUCUCUCAUCCCCCUGUCGUGCAAGAAGGAAGAAGAGAGAUCGCCCGAAGACGACCGCGACCCGGACGACUUCAAUUUCUGGUCCGAGCGCCAGGCGAAGCGCAUCUGUCUGGUCAUCAAGCAAAUCUUCGGCGUUGAGUACGUGCCAGACGUCAUCGUCGCCGACGCGAAUCUGUCCGCGUUGGCGAAUCGCAUCCUGCUGUCGCUGGAGCUCAUCAAGCCGACGACAGCGUGACAAUGGAGCAAGUCGGCAGGUGGACGAUGAAAAGGUAUGGGGAGGCGGAGGUCGAGGUCGAUGACGACGACGAUUUUCUUGGCUUUGGUAUACUUUUGUUGAUGGAGAGGAAGGAAUGGGGAUGGAGAUCUAGACGGAAGGGGAAUUAGAAGGGAUGGAUUUACUUCCGCUACGUGACGUUGUCAUGACGGUUAUGACUGAAAUGACAAGCGAUGCUUUUUCUACAUGACAG